Yamadazyma tenuis ATCC 10573 is the source of this 726-nucleotide messenger RNA. It is a transcript of the gene CAB5, whose product is annotated as putative dephospho-CoA kinase. NCBI's taxonomy places the organism in Eukaryota, Fungi, Ascomycota, Pichiomycetes, Serinales, Debaryomycetaceae. Gene Ontology annotation, biological process: coenzyme A biosynthetic process. Gene Ontology annotation, molecular function: ATP binding; dephospho-CoA kinase activity. The record is from RefSeq and is a predicted model, not a curated record.
AUGUUGAUAGUGGGUUUGACUGGAGGUAUAGCUACCGGGAAAUCAACGGUUUCCAACCAAUUGAAAGAAACAUACAAGAUUGAUGUUGUAGAUGCUGAUCUAAUUGCCAAGGAAGUGGUUUUACCGGGACAGGCUGCUUACAAGCAAAUUGUAGCGAAGUUUGGGUCUGAGAUCCCUGAUCUCUUACUUGAAGACCAAAACUUGAAUAGAGAAGCGUUGGGGAAACAUGUGUUCGGCAACCAUGAACAUCUCAGGAUAUUGAAUGCCAUAGUGCACCCAGCAGUGAAGAGAGCAAUUUUCUGGAGGCUUUUCAAGGCAUAUUUGACAUUUUCCAGACUUGUUAUACUUGAUGUUCCUUUACUAUUUGAAUCUGGUUUGCACUUAAUUUGUGGGAAAGUUAUCACUGUGACGUGUAACAAAGAUACACAGUUGGAAAGGUUAUUAUCUCGGAACCCAACGUUGACUUCGGAGGAUGCACAAAAAAGAAUUGGCAGCCAAAUGACUAACGAAGAAAGGUGCUACAGGGCUGAUAUAGUGAUAGACAACAACCAAUCCUUGAAGGAAUUAGAAAGAAAAAUUGCGUCUGUGGUCAAGGAGGUGAUGCCAAGCUGGUUUUUUAGUAUUGUGGACUGGUUCCCACCUUUUGGGCUCUUAUCUGCUUUGCUCACAAUGACAUCGCGAUAUGCGAUUGACCGGUUUAAGGUUGGCCGCCCAAAGAGAGAGUAG